Nicotiana attenuata is the source of this 1738-nucleotide messenger RNA. RefSeq names its product cytochrome c-type biogenesis protein CcmE-like. Gene Ontology annotation, cellular component: plasma membrane. Lineage: Eukaryota; Viridiplantae; Streptophyta; Magnoliopsida; Solanales; Solanaceae. Gene Ontology annotation, molecular function: heme binding. Gene Ontology annotation, biological process: protein-heme linkage; cytochrome complex assembly. The transcript has a single exon. The record is from RefSeq and is a predicted model, not a curated record. Bases 210 to 1058 code for a protein of 282 amino acids.
CCACUUUGGGUAUAUACUAUCCACAUUUUGGAAGAGAGAGAGAGGGAAAAAAAAAUUUGCAAAGAAAAAUCGCCGGCGGCGUGAAUUGCAACGUCUUUGACCGCACCCUCUACAUUCUUCUAAAGCUAACUUUACAAAUUCCUUAAACCCUAUAAUAACCCCAAUUUCCUUUCCUUUUGAGAAAUUCCACAAUAAAUAAAUAAAUUUCAAUGGCUUCAAAUCUCACUUCUCGUCUAGCUUCCCGUCUCCUCCGUUCCGCCGGCGCCGGCGCCGCCACCACCACCACCACUCUCCCCAAAUCUCACCCUUUAAUUUCACUCCUCCACCGCCAAUCACAGCCCUUAAAUAUUUCCCGUUUAAACCCUAACCAAUCGAUUUUCACCCUCCGAUCCUUCUCCACACUCUCCCGGCCCGCUAAAUCCCACAUAUCAGCCCGGCCCGAUAUCGGAGCUCGAGCACGACAACUCCAAACCCGGCGUCUCUGGACUUACGCUAUUACAUUUAGCUGCAUAGCUGGUUUCAUAGUAAUAGUCCUUAACCAGUUCCAAGACCAGCUUGUAUUUUACGUUACACCUACAGACGCACUAUCACAACACUCACAAAACCCUACAAAAUCAAAAUUCCGGCUCGGUGGAUUAGUGUUAGAAAACAGUGUAACACCAAUACCUAAUUCCCCUGAAAUGGAGUUUGUGAUUACUGAUUUGAUUACUGAUAUAUUGGUUAAGUAUGACGGGUCGUUGCCGGAUUUAUUUAGGGAAGGGCAUUCUGUUGUAGUUGAAGGGUUUGUAAAGCCGUUUACGGAGGAGAUGAAGAAGAAAGAGAGUGGGAUUUUGAGCGAGAAGAAGUUAGAGGUGACGAAAAAGGCGAGGGGCGGGGAUUGUUAUUUUGCAGCUACGGAAGUGUUGGCGAAACACGAUGAGAAGUAUAUGCCACCUGAAGUUGCAAAUGCACUUGAGAAGAAUAAGCAGUUGCUGCUUAGUCAGCAGAUGGAAGGAAAUGAGGAACAGGGUGAUGGUGAUGCUGAUGGUGCAACACCUCCAGCUACAGCGAGGGCGUAAGGGUAAAAAUUCUAAUUGAUUUUUUUGGAAAUGAUGGAGUUUUCUUAAAGUUAAAAUUUUGACUAUACUUUUGUUUUAGAUUAAAUUGAAGGAAGACAGGAAAGUUAAGGGAUAUAUAGGUGGUUUAUUGAGGUUAUAUGAUGAAUUUUGUUGUCAUAGUAUAUGAUUUCAUAUUGUACUAACCCUGUGAAAUGGGGUUUGAGUUUAGAUUUUUUGGGAUAGUGAAUAAAUGAAAGAAAUUAUUUUUUAUGACAUUUGAUGUUUGUAAUUCUUUACACUCAAUGUAGAGGACAUGGAUGAAAGAAAUAGAGAGGUCGGCUGAUUAUGAAUUAUGGUAAAGCUUGUAAUUGUUUUAUUUUUUUGGAUAUGAUGGAGUUCUGUUAAAGUUUCAAUCUCCAUUAUGCUACUUACUGUUUUAGGUUAAAUUGAAGGAAAACAGGAAAAUUAAGGGAUAGAUAGGUGGUUUAUUGAGGUUAUAUGAUGAAUUUCAUUGUUGUAGUGAAUGGGGCUGUUUGAUUUCAUGUCUUCUACUAUCCCUGAGAAAUGUGGUUUCAGUUUAGAAUUUUUGGAAUAUUAGUGAACAAGUGACAGGAAUUAUUUUUCAUGACAUUGGAUAUUUGUAAUUCUUUUGUUUAAACUCAGUGUAGAGGACAUCAAUGAAAGAAUUAGGGAAUAUAUCA